AUGAACGGCAAGACGGGCGUCGUCGUCUCCGCGAGCGCUUCGACGGGCCGCUUCGGCGUGCGCGUGGCGGGCGAGGCCAAGGCCCUCGCACUGAGGCGCGCUGUGCAAUGGCCGGCCAACCUGGAGCCAGCGGCCGAGGCGGUGGAGGUGGGCAGGCUCAUCCUCAAGGCUGCGGAGUGGUCGCCGCAGUCGCACGAGCUCUUCCCGGAGGCGGCUCGCAAGUGGGCGGUCGAGGUGAUGCGGCUGGGCUACCUGAUCGCGUGGGACGAGGAGCGCUUCGACGGCGAGGGGGCGGCGCCGGGGCUGGUGGACCUCUGGCGCAGCUUUGUGCUGCCGAGGGUGGUGGUGCGGGCCGCCGCAGGCGCACCGCGUUCCCCAUGA
Messenger RNA from Emiliania huxleyi CCMP1516, 381 nucleotides. RefSeq lists its product as hypothetical. Lineage: Eukaryota; Haptophyta; Isochrysidales; Noelaerhabdaceae. The transcript has 2 exons. The record is from RefSeq and is a predicted model, not a curated record. Bases 1 to 381 code for a protein of 126 amino acids.